UGUGAAGGGCAUGAGUGGUUUAUCAGAGUGGCAAGGUUCUGUGCUCACCAAACAGUCACCUCAUAAUCUUCUGUGAUCAAGCUCUCUAUCUACUGUCGGAGGUAACCGGUAGCUUUCCCGAUCUAAGCUCUCGGGGCAAGAAUGGCGCAUAAAACCAUGGCCGCGUUGCUGGCGCUGCUGCUACUGUUGCAUGUCACGGGAAGCUUUGCCGCCAGUGUUGCUUCGAGAGAGACCAACGCGCUGCUGUCGCUGAAGUUGACGAUGAACGCCAACACGAUUCUGACCACGUGGAAGUUCGGCACCUUCGCGUGCGCAGCGAAAUGGAAGGGCGUCACGUGCAAGGCCGGCGCCGUCGUCGGCCUGUCGCUGCCGAAGAUGAAGCUGGGCGGCACCAUCGGCUCGGCCGUCGGCUACCUCAACAACCUGCUGUCGCUGGACCUCUCCGGCAACUCCAUCGGCGGCGAUAUCCCCAGCGAGGUGGCUUUCUGCAACAAGCUCAUGUCCCUGAAACUCAACAGCAACAAGCUCUCGGGCCCCAUUCCUCCCCAGCUCGCGAAUCUCCAAAACCUCAACACCAUCAUGUUGGGCAACAACGCGCUGACGGGUGCACUGCCGAUAGAAUUCUUCAGCAUGAAGAAGCUCGGCACGCUCUACCUCAACAACAAUAAACUCACGGGCCGCAUCGCCGAUCUCACUGGCGUGCCUACUGCGUCCCUCGUUGACGUUGACCUGUCCACCAAUCAGCUCAGCGGCCCCCUGCCGCCCCUGAUCGUGCGCUCAGGGCGUCUCUCGAAUUUGAACCUGGCCAACAAUCAGUUCAGCGGCGGUUUGCCAGCUGGCUGGCUGGGAUUGAACAAGCUUAAGACCUUGUCGGUGGCCAAUAACGACCUGACUGGGCCUAUCCUCCCUGGCAUCGCGUUCCUCAAGGCGCUCACAAAGGUGGACUUCUCCAACAACAAGCUCUCCGGCACUGUCGGGAAGAACUUCAAGAAGUUCAAGACUGGGUUCAAGGGCAAUGCCAAACUGUGUGUGGACUUCAAUGCCGAUGGUAAAUGUGAGGUGGCUGCCUAGGCCGCCACAUCCAAUGCUGCGCUUAUGCCAUUUCUGUAUGUCCAUCUGUACCUACAGCUGUCUUGUUCUGCACGUAAUAACCUGAGAAUUAGUGCUGUGCUAGUAAUAUCUUGUAAUUGGAAGGUAGGUACAAAUGUGCAUCGGUGAUAUGUAUCAUUAGAGUGGGUCGUUCUAUGCAAUUUUCAGUUACACCAGUGUGUACCUGCUAGAAAUAGCACUGCUCGCAUGAAGCAGAAUGCGGUAUGCCGAUAACAGAAACUACUGGAA
Molecule: messenger RNA, 1338 nt
Organism: Closterium sp. NIES-67
Lineage: Eukaryota; Viridiplantae; Streptophyta; Zygnematophyceae; Desmidiales; Closteriaceae
Source: the annotation of a GenBank genome assembly